Strongylocentrotus purpuratus (purple sea urchin) is the source of this 2980-nucleotide messenger RNA. RefSeq names its product tRNA wybutosine-synthesizing protein 5 (gene tyw5). NCBI's taxonomy places the organism in Eukaryota, Metazoa, Echinodermata, Echinoidea, Camarodonta, Strongylocentrotidae. Gene Ontology annotation, biological process: wybutosine biosynthetic process. The transcript has 8 exons. The record is from RefSeq and is a predicted model, not a curated record. Bases 77 to 1033 code for a protein of 318 amino acids. Gene Ontology annotation, molecular function: 2-oxoglutarate-dependent dioxygenase activity; tRNA binding.
UAGAUCUACGAAGAAUUACUGAAAAAUUUAUGUUAUCCAUUCUUGUCUGUGCAGGAUAAACACAGAAUCCAACAACAUGUCUUUUGAAUGGAUGAAAAGAGAUGUGCCUGUCAUUACUGAUGUCAGUAAAUCAGAGUUCUUGGAUGUUAUAUAUCAAAAGAGGAAUCCUGCAGUCCUGCGAGGGGUAGACAUCGGACCAUGUGUUGAGAAGUGGACAGCAGAAUACCUUGCUUCACAAGGAGGUGACAGAGAGGUCAAGAUUCAUGUCAGCCCUGGAGCAAAGAUGGACUUCAUCAACAAGAAUUAUGCCUAUAGAAGCCUGCAAUUCUGUGAGCUUAUACAUCGAUGCUCCAAAGAAAUCCAAGACGACUUCUUUUUUCAAAAGGAUGAGCUCUAUUAUCUCAGAUCACUUGGUGAUGACCCUAGAAAGGGAAUAGCAGAUGUGAAGGCCCAGUUUCCUUCAUUAGCAGACGACCUCAAGAUACCAGAUUUCUUCAACCAAGAUCAGUUUUUCUCUAGCGUCUUCCGAGUGGGCUCGGCAAACUUACAGUUGUGGACACAUUAUGAUGUCAUGGACAACAUUUUGAUGCAGGUCAGAGGUCAUAAGCGUGUCAUUCUGUUUAGCCCUCGGGAUGCCAAUCACCUCUACCUUACAGGUGACAAAUCUGCUGUAAUGGACCUGGAUAACCCAGACUUUGAGAAAUAUCCAGACCUCAAAUUGGCAACUCCAUACCAUUGUCUCUUAGAACCAGGGGACGUGCUUUUCAUACCAGCCCUGUGGUUUCACAAUGUGGUGUCCCUAGACUUCAGUGUAGCUGUCAAUGUCUUUUGGCGUCAUCUCGACAUCAGUUGCUAUGACAACAAGGAUACCUAUGGGAACAAAGACCCUGUCGCAGCCAGCAAGGCUCUCCAGAUCAUCCAACGAGGGGUCAAAUCACUAGAAGACCUUCCCGAUGAAUACAGGGACUUCUAUGGACGAAGGCUUGUCCGGGAGAUAGAGAAAAAGACUUAUCUAGUGGAUGAUAAAAGAUGACGAUAUUAAUGCUCCUCCAUCAAAAAAUUGUGAAAUGAACGUGUUACCUUGUGUCUGAUGUCUCAGUUAGAAACACUGGCUAAGAAAUUUGAAUUCUAGAGCAAUUGCCAUGAGCACCUAGCAGAGGCGGAUUCAACAAACUAUCAUGAUCAUUAUGAUCAGCAUGAACUCACGGUUGAUGAUGAUCACAGGGAAAGCGUGGGUCACUGCAAUAGUUCUAUUAUUGUUUUAAUAAAGAUUAGCAAUAAAUGAAUUUGUGAAGGACAGUGUACUUGAAUAUAUAGAUUUUCGUUCAUGGAUUGCAUUCCCUCAUGGAUAAGUAUUCUAAUCUUUUUCCCGAAGUUAUUUCAACUUUUUUUUUAACGAGUCUAACGGCAGCAUCAAAGACAGUAAGACUUCACACAUGAGUACAUGUAGGCUUGUUGCUGAUCCAUGCAAAAAAUGAAUUUGAACAUUUUAGCUGGAAAGGGUUUCCCCCACUUUUUGUGUGUGUAGAAGAGUGUCCAGAGAUGAGCUUCAUACAUUAAUAUUGGUCUAAGUUAUAAUUCAAUAACUUCUUUAGUAGAAAAACAGUAUGUUAUUCUUCUCAUUACAUUGUAGAUGUCUUGGUAGUUAGUAACAUCAUGUUCCGGUCAUUCCUUGAAAAUAUAUCUGUUCUAUAAUACACAUCAGGAAAAAGAAUAUUUUCAGUGAUUCAAAAAACUUUUGGAGAAGAGAAUGAAUUAAUAUACAUGCUUGAUAUUGUUAUACUCCGUAAAGAUCAACUCUACAGUGUGCUAUGGCUUAGUUGCCAUUGAAAGAUCAUUAUGUUUAGUUGAAAGAAUAAGACAAAACACAAGGUAAUCGUUCUAAGCUAGUGACGGAGGGGCAUACAUAUAUACUAAGCCCUGCAGAUCUUUAUACUGUGCAAUGAUUUCCAAGCAGAAUGUUCUUAUGAUCAAGGAUGGUCAGAAGGGACGACUUGGAUGAAGGAGAGCAUGAAACUGCCCAAUCAAGUGGGUGAGAGGUCCCCAAAGGUUGAGUUAGGAUGAUGGAGAAUAAUGAUGGUAAGAAUUCUAUUCUCAAGUCCAUAGAAUAGUAGGAUUAACCCUGUGGUGGUAAUAGAUGGCUGGUAGGACUGUGGUUGUACAAUGUAUCGUGCAUUUGAUCCAGAGUACAGGAGUUAAAGCCCUUCUAGCUCCAUACAGAUGGUACCAAACUUGUACCUGGGUGACGUGAGCAGUGAGGUUCCUCAAUGACAUGGUGAACAAAAUUUAUUAUUUCUGUGGAGGGAAUAAUGUGAUGAUAAGAAGUUCCAUGCACAUCACUACGUGUCAACAAAUGGUGCUGGAUAAAUGAAUAAUUUCUGUUUUUAAACAGAAGGCUAUGUAGCAAGCAAUCUCAAAGGAUAUGACAAGUACCCUCUUCACCAAUGCAUUCUGGCAAUGGUCAUGGAGCCAGGUAAUAAAGAUAGGAAACAUACAUUGUUCAAUACAGGCUCAUUGAUAUUGAAUGGCAGUGAGGGAAAUGCAGUCACAGGGUGAAUGGCCUAAACGUGACUCCAAGUGAAAGGACUUGCCAUACAGGCCUUUAUUCUGUGCAAUGAUAGCCAUACAGUAUGACUGCAUGGACACACAACAUUGUCUGAUACCAAAGAUGAUGUGUUCAUUAUGAGGUCUGUCAGAAGGAAAGGAGACAGAAAAGGAGAAUUGUUAUUAAUUAUUCACUUUGUACUACGCCAUUAAGGCACUUACAACGAAAAUGUACAUCUACAUACUUGUAUGUCACAAAUUAUUUCACUUAUUAUAGAUUGAAGUGAAAUAAAUAUCUUUAUUUGGAUAGUUGAAGGGUUUGUCUAUAUAUCAUUUGGUUGGAAAAUAUUUUAUUUCAUUUAAAACACGGUGUAUAUUUUUAUCUGAUGAAACCCCUCAAGGUAUUUAUGGUUCUUACAGAUAUAUCCAAUUAAAC